AUGCGUUCGAGUCACAAAAUGCAGCUGAUUUGCAGACCAGCACGGGACUCGGCACUCUCUUCGAGGAUUACGGCGAAGAUGGAGGUGGUGUUGGUGGCCGUAGAGUUGCUUGCUCAUUUCCUGUGCACAACGGUGCAAUUGGAGACCAGUUUCCGAGGUCAUAAAGCGUUCUGUCAUGAUAACGGCCCUGACACCGCGCCGACUGCACGACGGUUUCAAAGCCUGUCCAAAAAGAGCGGUACCAAAAAACGCCACGCAUUAAUAAUAACGUUCGCGCCUGAAUACAACCUUUAA
Soboliphyme baturini is the source of this 294-nucleotide messenger RNA. The record is from the annotation of a GenBank genome assembly. Lineage: Eukaryota; Metazoa; Nematoda; Enoplea; Dioctophymatida; Soboliphymatidae.